CCCCAGAAGCUGAGCCACCCCCCUCAGGUGCACAAAGAUGACCAACCCAACGGAGGAUUGCACACAGAGUCAGACACAACACUUCCCGGAAUCUCAGUUGGCAUCACAAGCAACUGUCGUCACUGAAGUCACCAGACAUCCGUGGGGGCGCGUUUUUGUGCAGAAAAUGCGCGCCCCCAGGCAAUUGGAGGCCUCCACCACACAGUGCUACCUCAAUGAGUAUCGCAAUGAUGGAAAUGGUGCUUUUCACGAUCUCUUCGACGAGGAGUGGUCAGUUGGUCGUGAAGGUGCUCACAGUUCGUGUCUGAGUUUCACCAUCACGAAGUGUGAAAUGCCACAGGGUGAAUUGCUGAAGCUCAGCAAAGUACACUUUGUCAUCCGUCGGGAUCUUCGGCAUCCCUUCAAUCCACCCAUCCUGGAGGAUCGCAGCACCAAUGGCACAUUCCUGGAGGCGUCGCGUGUCGGCAAAGGACAGAGUCGCGUGUUGCGCAACGGUGACUUUAUCAGUGUUCUCACGCCAAAAUUCUACCUCUUUCGCUUCUACGAUCUCAACAUCAACUUCACCGUGGCGGAUUUACCGCCGGAAAUUGGUCAACACUACUAUGUGGGUCACAAGUUGGGCGCCGGUGGCUGUGGUGAGGUGAUAAAAGUCUUUCACGUGCGCUCAUGCACGCCGUACGCCAUGAAGAUCGUGAAGAAGUGCCAAUUCAGCGAAGCACCAGGACGCGCCAGCAGUCAAAGAGUGUUGAAUGAGAUUGAGAUUAUGAAGCGUCUCAAGCAUCCGUGUGUGAUUGUGAUGCAUGAGAUUAUCAAUCGACCAGAGGCGGUGUUUAUGUUUCUGGAGUUGAUGAAUGGUGGUGAUUUGUGUCAACGCAUCACGACGCAUCCGCGCAAGCGAUUGCCUGAGAAUCUGGCCAGACUCUAUUUCCUCCAAACUUGCUAUGCUGUGCGCUAUUUGCACGCCCAGAACAUCACACAUCGUGACCUGAAGCCGGAGAAUAUUCUACUUGCCACCGAUGACGAUGUGACGCUGGUGAAAGUGACGGAUUUUGGACUGAGCAAAUUCGUGCAGAAGGACAGCAUCAUGAAGACAAUGUGCGGCACGCCACAAUAUGUGGCGCCGGAAGUGUUGAACAGCGAUGCCGGCGCGUACACGGAAAAGGUGGACAUUUGGAGUCUCGGCGUGCUUCUUUACACGGCCGUUUGUGGGGAUUUUCCCUUUGUUCUGCGCAACGGACGGCGUCUGAUGACGUCGAGUUCGUGCUUCCGGACACUGAGCAAAGAUGUGCAAGUGUUGAUCUUCGAUUGUCUGCGCGCCGCCGUGGAGAAACGUCCAUCAAUUGAGGAUGUGUUGAAGUACAAGUGGAUGACGGACGAACGCACGCGACUUGCCGCCGCACAGCUGAUGGACAACGGCAGUCCGCCGCGCCAGAACCGCCGAAGUGGUGACUCUGCACAGCCGCCGCGCGUCCAGAGUAGCGUCACGGCCACGACGCCGGUUUAUGAGCUGUCCGAUGAGCAAUUCAUGGAGCCGCCGGCGAAGAGAAUUCGCGUGGAUUACAAUUGACACGAUCACCAAAUUUUACACCACUUUUUUUUUAAAAUACCUCUGAAGAAAAAAUUUUGUGAUCCCGAGAGAAAUAUGUUUUGUUCAUCCACAAUUUUCAUGGAUAACUUCGAUUGUGUUUAUAAAAUUUACAAAUACACUUGUGUUCUUGAGCCCUUUUAUGGCUCACUUUUUUUUUGACUCUCUCUCUCUUCGUGAUGAGAAAAGUGCCUUUUUGACAAUAAAAAAAAAACAAUUGAGAAGCACGAUAUUAAUAUGAAUGUGUUGUUUAUCAUUGUUAUCUUCACAGCCUUUUGUAAAUUCAAUAUCACGCGACGAAAGCAGGGAAAAAAGGGUGAUUUGAAGUGACUUUUUUCAAUUUCGAGAGUUUUCUCUCAUCAAAAACUGAUUUCUGAGUCGUUGCAACUUUACGGAUUUCGCAUUUCAGUUC
Messenger RNA from Phlebotomus argentipes, 1997 nucleotides. Its product is annotated as ovarian-specific serine/threonine-protein kinase Lok-like. Bases 38 to 1567 code for a protein of 509 amino acids. The transcript has 3 exons. Gene Ontology annotation, biological process: mitotic DNA damage checkpoint signaling; protein phosphorylation. Gene Ontology annotation, cellular component: cytoplasm; nucleus. Gene Ontology annotation, molecular function: protein binding; protein serine/threonine kinase activity; ATP binding. The record is from RefSeq and is a predicted model, not a curated record. NCBI's taxonomy places the organism in Eukaryota, Metazoa, Arthropoda, Insecta, Diptera, Psychodidae.